UGCAGCUGGAGGGCCCGGCGGCAUGGGGCAGUCCGGGCGGUCCCGGCACCAGAAGCGUGCGCGCGCCCAGGCGCAGCUCCGCAACCUCGAGGCCUACGCCGCGCAGCCGCACUCGUUCGUGUUCGCUCGGGGCCGCGCGGGUCGCGGCGUCCGGCAGCUCAGCCUGGAUCUGCGCCGGGUCAUGGAGCCGCUGACCGCCACCCGCCUGCAGAUACGAAAGAAAAACACCCUGAAGGAUUGUGUGGCAGUGGCCGGGCCUCUUGGGGUCACCCAUUUCCUGAUCUUGAGUAAAACAGAAACGAACAUCUACUUUAAGCUGAUGCGCCUCCCAGGAGGCCCCACCUUGACCUUCCGGAUCAACAAGUAUACGUUAGUGCGAGAUGUAGUCUCCUCGUUGCGCCGACACCGCAUGCAUGAACAGCAGUUUGCCCACCCACCUCUCCUGGUGCUCAACAGUUUCGGCCCCCAUGGCAUGCACGUGAAGCUCAUGGCCACCAUGUUCCAGAACCUGUUUCCCUCCAUCAAUGUGCAUAAGGUGAACCUAAACACCAUCAAGCGCUGCCUUCUCAUCAACUACAAUCCCGACUCCCAGGAGCUAGAUUUCCGUCAUUAUAGCAUCAAAGUUGUUCCAGUGGGUGCAAGUCGAGGGAUGAAGAAGCUUCUGCAGGAGAAGUUUCCCAACAUGAGCCGUCUGCAGGACAUCAGCGAGCUGUUGGCUACGGGCGCUGGGCUGUCCGAGAGUGAGGCAGAGCCUGAUGGUGAGCACAACAUCACUGAGCUGCCCCAGGCUGUCGCAGGGCGUGGCAACAUGCGGGCACAGCAAAGCGCUGUGCGGCUCACAGAGAUUGGGCCUCGGAUGACGCUACAGCUCAUCAAGAUCCAGGAGGGUGUGGGAGAGGGGAACGUGCUGUUCCACAGUUUCGUGCACAAGACCGAGGAGGAGCUGCAGGCCAUCCUGGCAGCCAAGGAGGAGAAGCUGCGGCUGAAGGCCCAGAGGCAGGACCAGCAGGCUCAGAACGUCCAGCGCAAGCGGGAGCAGCGAGAGGCACACAAGAAGAAGAGCCUGGCAGGCAUGAAGCGGACGCGGGCAGAGGCCAGUGGGGAUAGCGAUGCUGAGGACCCUGGUGCCCCCCCGGAGACAGAGGGGGCUGGCCAGCAGGAGGAAGAGGAGGACGAAGCUGAGUAUUUCCGCCAGGCAGUGGGAGAGGAGCCCGAUGAGGACAUGUUCCCGAAAGCAGCCAAACGCGGACAGUUCACCGGGCCCCCAGGCAAGAAGCCACGAGGAAAAGAGCGGAGGCCAGAUGGAGGCACUUACCACAGGCCUUCAAAGGCCAAGGGCAAGCCCCAGCGGGACCAGGCCAAGCUGGGACGGAGAGGAGCUGUCCGGGACCGCAGGCGAGGCCAAGCUCGACCACCUAAGAAAGUAGUCUGAGGCCAAGCUGGAGCAGCGGAUGGAAUACCCCAAAUUGGGGCCCAAAGACCUGCUUUGGACUUCCACCU
Molecule: messenger RNA, 1500 nt
Organism: Canis lupus familiaris (dog)
Lineage: Eukaryota; Metazoa; Chordata; Mammalia; Carnivora; Canidae
Gene: PPAN
Product: peter pan homolog
Biological process (GO): rRNA processing; ribosomal large subunit assembly
Cellular component (GO): preribosome, large subunit precursor
Molecular function (GO): rRNA binding
Source: RefSeq, marked validated